AUGCAUUUGUCCCAACAACGAGCACUCGUAUUCUGGCGAGUAUCUGAAUAAUUUGAGGUUGGCCCAGAAGGAGAACACGAGUACCCGAAAUUAUCUCAAAGCUUGGUUUGAGAAAAUGGAAGUGGAGCCUGGUGAAGAGGUGGAGUCCAAAUACGACGAUCGAGUCCCCACACCAGCAGAUCUGAGAUUCUUUGGAGGAGACGAAUCUGAUGAGGAACCCAAUCACUCUGAUUCAUUCGACCUAUACUAUGUGGGUGAGUGUGAGAACACAACUGCUGGUCCAGAGGUUUCUGAUGGGCAAUGUUCGGUUUCGUCCCCAAACGUGAAGGAAGAUGAAAUAAAAAAAAAAAGCCACCUAAGGGUGUUGAUGAUGCUUAGAGAUAAGUGUGUCUUCUAUAAACCCUCUUUUAAUUAUAUUUGGAUUGCUGGUUAGCUGUGGAGACAUAAGGUGGAGUAGCCAACAACUGUGAUCUGUUGUUGGCAAGGGGUGUUGUUGUUUUGUUGAUGAUGUGAUAGGGUUUGGAGUGUAUUCAUGUCCUCUAUUAUUGCCUUGUUGCUUGAAACAUGUUGCCUUGUUGAUUGAUGAAUGUUGCCUUGUUGAUUGAUGAAUGUUGCCUUGUGUGC
Messenger RNA from Spinacia oleracea (spinach), 624 nucleotides. RefSeq lists its product as uncharacterized. Lineage: Eukaryota; Viridiplantae; Streptophyta; Magnoliopsida; Caryophyllales; Amaranthaceae. The transcript is spliced from 2 exons. Bases 116 to 433 code for a protein of 105 amino acids. The record is from RefSeq and is a predicted model, not a curated record.